CAAGGCGGCUGCGUGAUGCGUCACUGCGCUUGCGUGUAGUCGUGACGCCAGUCUCGCGUGAUGAGAGUUGUGGGGGUCCGGAUUUUCUGUACAACAAGAGGAGGAAGCUUGAUGUUUAGCAUCUUUGUGUGAGGUGUAAAUAGCGGUGUGUGAGAGUGCGGCCUGUGUUAGGGAAGGCGGGACGUUUGGCCAGUGUGCUUUUACUUGAGUAAGAGGGAGAAGGUUGAACUCACGUUUUCCAAUCCCAUUACUGCUCUACCAGGACGAAAUCUGUGACAAAACGAGUAGAACAUAAAGCCGUGUGGGGACAGAAGACACAGGCACCUUGAUAUCCACACUCCUGAAUUCUACAGGGUCUCUGUAAUCCAAUGGACCGGAGUUCGAAAAGACGACAAGUGAAGCCUUUGGCAACUUCCCUUCUUGAAGCAUUGGAUUAUGAUAGCUCAGAUGACAGUGAUUUUAAAGUUGGAGAUGCUUCAGAUUCUGAUGGAAGUGUGAAUGGGAGUGAUGAUAUGUCAAGGGAUAGUGCUGAUGGCUCUGCAAGUGAUUCAGAAGAGGAUGUAAUGGAGAGAAUACCAGAAACUGCAGGGGAAACAGAUAAAAAAAGACCUAAAGAAGAAGGUGCAUUGACAUGCUCAGCUGGAAGUGAACAUGAGGUAAUAGAUCUGAGUAAAGAAGAACAAAAAAAAGAUGAAAAUGAAAAAUCUCGAAAAAGAAAGGAGAGGAUCUCUGAUGUUGACAUUAGCACUGAUGAUCAAACUAACGAACCAAAAAAAUGGAAUCUGCGCAGAACAAGACCUUUGUUAGAUUUUAUCACUAUGGAAGAAUUAAAUGCAAUGGAUGAUUAUGACAGUGAAGAUGACAAUGACUGGAGGCCUUCUGCUGGCAAACGAAAAGGGAAAACUACAUCCCUAGGUGAUGCAAGUGAUGGUGAGGAUGAUGAGGAAGAGGAUGGAAGUGAUGAGGGAUCUAACUAUCAUGCUGGUCAUGAUGAUAACAGCAGUAGCUCUAGUGAUGAAGGAAAGAAGAAGAAAAUUAAGUUUCCUAGCAGGAAUAGUGCUGAUGAUGAAGAGCUGACGAAUGACAGUCUGACACUGUCUCAGAGCAAGAGUAAUGAGGACUCCCUCAUUUUGGAGAAAAGUGAAAAAUGGAGCUCCCAGAAAGUGGAUCAUAUCUUAAUUUGUUGUGUUUGUCUUGGGGAUAACAGUGAGGAUGCAGAUGAAAUUAUCCAAUGUGACAAUUGUGGUAUAACUGUGCAUGAAGGUUGCUAUGGUGUGGAUGGUGAAAGUGAUUCCAUCAUGAGUUCUGCUUCAGAAAAUUCCACAGAACCUUGGUUCUGUGAUGCUUGCAAAUGUGGAGUCUCUCCAAGCUGUGAACUAUGUCCCAACCAGGAUGGAAUUUUUAAAGAAACUGAUGCUGGAAGAUGGGUCCAUAUUGUCUGUGCCCUUUAUGUCCCUGGUGUAGCUUUUGGAGAUAUUGACAAAUUACGUCCAGUAACUCUAACAGAAAUGAAUUACUCGAAAUACGGAGCUAAGGAAUGUAGCUUUUGUGAAGAUCCUCGGUUUGCCAGGACAGGAGUUUGUAUCAGUUGUGAUGCAGGGAUGUGCAGAGCAUACUUUCAUGUGACUUGUGCCCAGAAGGAAGGUUUACUUUCAGAAGCUGCUGCGGAAGAGGAUAUCGCAGAUCCUUUCUUUGCUUAUUGCAAACAGCAUGCUGACCGAUUUGACAGGAAAUGGAAAAGGAAAAAUUAUCUUGCCUUGCAGUCUUACUGUAAAAUGUCCUUAAAGGAGAGAGAAAAACAGUUAGCGCCAGAAGCGCAGGCUCGCAUCAGCGCAAGGUUGCAACAGUAUCGUGUGAAGUCUGAACUGGCUCGCAGUACAAGACCUCAGGCAUGGGUUCCAAGAGAAAAGCUUCCUCGGCCUCUUACAAGCAGUGCAUCUGCUAUACGUAAACUAAUGCGCAAAGCUGAGCUUAUGGGAAUAAGUACGGAUAUUUUCCCUGUUGAUAAUUCAGACACUAGUUCUAGUGUGGAUGGCAGAAGGAAGCAUAAGCAACCAGCUUUGUCGGCUGAUUUUGUCAACUACUAUCUUGAGAGGAACAUGCGGAUGAUGCAACUUCAAGAAAACAUGGCAGAGCAGAAAAACAUUAAAGACAAACUCGAAAAUGAGCAAGAAAAACUUCACAUUGAAUAUAACAAGCUUUGCGAAGCAUUAGACGAUCUUCAAAAUAUGAGUGGCAGCUUAAGAAAUGAAGGACAGACAUUAUGGAUAAUCAUGAAUAAAAUUGCUGGACAGAAAACAAACAUACCAGCAAUUUUACGUUCACCAAAAGAAAGAAAACCAAGUAAAAGGGAAGGUGGAACCCAAAAGACUUCACCAUUGCCAGCAGUUUUGUAUAGUUGCGGUAUAUGCAAGAAGAGCAAUGAUCAGCACCUACUUCUGUUGUGCGAUACUUGCAAACUGCAUUAUCAUCUUGGAUGCCUGGAUCCUCCUCUAACUAGGAUGCCCAAAAAGACAAAAAAUAGUUACUGGCAAUGUUCUGAGUGUGACCAAGCAGGAAGCAGUGAUCUAGAAGCAGAUUUUGCAAUGGAGACUUUACCAAAUGGAACCAAGAGGUCAAGGAGGCAGAUCAAGGAACCCAUAAAAUUUGUUUCCCAGGAUAUGCCGCAAGAUACAAAGAAGACUCUGCUGAGAAGCACGAAACACUGCUUUAGAGGAAGAAGAAAAAGCUCACAUUUUGUCAUUUCUGAUGACCUCAAGAGUGAGAAGCCAUCUUUGGAUUCUUCUAGGCAGUCAGAGUUACAGCAUGAACACACACAGCGUGGUGAUGUUUUGUCGAGAACCAGAGGCCAGAAACGAAGAAGAAGUUUCAUGCUUGAGGAAGAGAACCCCGAGGAACGUACUCCAAGAGAGCGAAGGAGAAGGCAGUCAAUAGCAUUCCACAAAAAGCCUAAAUCUGAUGAUUUACGAACAGAAUGUGCAUCAUGUAAAGGAAUUGGAGAUAACGAAAACCUUGUAAGGUGUGAUGAAUGCAGACUGUGCUACCAUUUUGGCUGUCUGGACCCUCCUUUGAAAAAGUCUCCUAAACAGACAGGCUAUGGGUGGAUUUGCCAAGAGUGUGACUCUACAUCAUCCAAAGAAGUCUAUCAAAAUGCUGCAGGGUCAUCUGAGUCUGCAGCCACAAGGAAGAUGAAAGUGAACAGGCAGAGGCAAAGUCACCACAGCAGCUAGUCUCAGAAGUGGAAUAAUCGUGAAAGGCGUGUUGUUCGCGAUUUGGAAGGGUGAAAAUUCUUGGGAAUCAUUGAGAAAUGGCUUUUGAAAAUAACGCAUCAUUACCCACAUGUUAUAUAUACAAAGACAUCAGCUGUUUUUCAAAAUGCUGUAAAUAUUUUUUUUCUCUGUUUUUAUCCAAUUGUUUUCUUUGCUUUUAUGUUAGCUGAAACAUUUUGUUUAGAGUUAAAACUAGUUUAUCACUUGAACCUUUAUGGACCCUGUAGGCAACUGGAAGUUGAGCAAUAGAACAGGCUACAUUUAAAACUGUUGGAAACAACAAAUCUGUGGUUUUGGCUUCAUUGUUAACCCUGAUUUUCAAUGGAAAUAUCAAGUAUGCUAGAUGGUUCAGAAUAAAACCCGUUGAAGUCAUCUCGUAUGUAUAUUUUGAAACAAUACACGUUCACUGUGUGUGAAAACAGUGUCCAGAGCUCAGUAAAUGUAAUUCAUGUUGAUGAAAGGCGAUUUAUUCUUACGUUUUAAAAUGUUAUGUUUUUUCUGCUUACAUUUUCUAGAAAACAUGAAACCUUCUAGAAGGUUGUUGCUUUUUAAUCUGUAGCUGUAGAAGAAAAAAAAUCCCCACUUUAAUGGCCAGAUUUGGGUUGAAUAGUAAAUUCAAAAUGUUGACGUGAAAAUUCACAAUUUUGAAUUAUA
Messenger RNA from Xenopus laevis (African clawed frog), 3923 nucleotides. It is a transcript of the gene phf14.L, whose product is annotated as PHD finger protein 14 L homeolog. NCBI's taxonomy places the organism in Eukaryota, Metazoa, Chordata, Amphibia, Anura, Pipidae. Gene Ontology annotation, cellular component: nucleus. Gene Ontology annotation, biological process: regulation of transcription by RNA polymerase II. Bases 369 to 3230 code for a protein of 953 amino acids. The transcript has 20 exons. The record is from RefSeq and is a predicted model, not a curated record.